UGGUGUGAUAGGAUUUGUGGACCACUAUAAAAAAAAUGUUUAAGAUAAUUAUUGAAUUUUAAAGGUCUUUCAAAUAGAAAUGACAAAAUACUCAAAAGUCAUUGAAAAACUGUUUUUCAACGGCAUGUAACAGAAAUAUAGCCCAUCUCUUACUGCAUUAGUGUAAUGUGUAAAUUGUUCUUACCCAUCUAAUAAAUAAACCUCAAGUCAGAUAUUUCUAAUGUUUUAAAUAAGAACAUCUACUCCAUUCUAUCAAAUGCCUUGGGUAGACAUGGGUACGAGGCGAAUCCGAGCUACUGUAUUUCAAAGCCUAAUAUGGAAAAUAUAAUUGAUAAUUUAUUGAUUUUUCUCAUACAACUCCUCCAGAAACCUUUCAUUCAAAUGGAAAACAUCUUCCAAGUGUUUACAGUGAGUGCUGAGGAAUUUCAGAAUGAUGAGAAUCCCAUUCUGGAACAAGAACAGACAGAGAUACCACAACUCAAACAAGUUCUGGAGGAUAUGAAUGAGAGACACUCAAAGACUGCAGUUAAAGACUAUAUAUCUGGAGUCUAUGGGAUCCUCUCCUUGAUCAAAGCGGCCAACUCCAACGACUCGACGAUGGUUGAGAUGAAAUCAAACAUGUACCAACUGCUAAAGGAUUCACUGGAGGAGCAGCUUUCUACCAUCACAUCCCUCUUGACAAAACAUUACAACGACCUUAAAAAACUCCUGUCAGAGGGAGUUGCCAAGUCAAAAAAAUCAUGCUUGCAGAUUGCCAAGGAGAAAGUAAUCACACCAGAGGCAAAAAAGGAUGGCAGAGGAUACCAUCGUACAUUGUCAUCUUUAUGUAGGAAUAAGGGGUUCUGUAGGUCAACAAAUGGAGACAUCACAGACCUCAACAAAACGUUGGCUGAAUCUAUGUACACUGCCAUAAAUGAGAAAUUUGCUGUAAUUUUCCCAAAUGCUGGAACAACAGGAGAAUCAAUCUAUGAGAAGAUCUGCAACUUCAGCAUCAUCUCAGACAACAUGGCCAAGGAGUGGGAGAACAGCCCCAUGUCUCUGUAUCUGAUGUUUCUCACCACCGAGGAAAAUGUUUUGAAGGAUAAACUAAAACGAGAUGUCGUCCUGAGGAAGAAAGUGAUUUAUGAAUCUCUGACUGACGAAGUCAAGACCAUAAUGUGCCCAUGUUAUGAGGAGGCUUCAAACAUAUCUGGAAAGGGAACCUUGACGAAGACUCAGGAACUGCUGGUCCAGCACAUCGACUCAUCGAAAAACAUGUUUGCCAAUGCUCAGAAAAAGAUGUUGGAAGGUUUUGAGAACCUAAUGGAAUACAUAGAGCAGAUGCUGAGAACCGAACUACUGGAGUCAUUGAAGCGGUCCCUGAAGACCCCUAACAGUUUAUCUCUCCCAGAUGUCAGUGAGCAGUUGAAAAACAUGGAGACCUACAAGAUGUUGGCUCUAAGAGAUCGCACAAGCCAAAUCUGACUGUUGAGAAGAGUCAUAAAGCAGAAGUAGUGACAUGAUGGUAAACCAUUCAAAACCCUUGGCUAUAAAAAUAUAUAUACUCAAUGUGUUGAUCCUUUACAUAUUCUAUACUCAAUGUGUUGAUCCUUUACAUAUUCUAUACUCAAUGUGUUGAUCCUUUACAUAUUCUAUACUCAAUGUGUUUAUCCUUUACAUAUUCUAUACUCAAUGUGUUUAUCCUUUACAUAUUCUAUACUCAAUGUGUUGAUCCUUUACAUAUUCUAUACUCAAUGUGUUUAUCCUUUACAUAUUCUAUACUCAAUGUGUUGAUCCUUUACAUAUUCUAUACUCAAUGUGUUGAUCCUUUACAUAUUCUAUACUCAAUGUGUUUAUCCUUUACAUAUUCUAUACUCAAUGUGUUGAUCCUUUACAUAUUCUAUACUCAAUGUGUUGAUCCUUUACAUAUUCUAUACUCAAUGUGUUGAUCCUUUACAUAUUCUAUACUCAAUGUGUUUAUCCUUUACAUAUUCUAUACUCAAUGUGUUGAUCCUUUACAUAUUCUAUACUCAAUGUGUUUAUCCUUUAC
Messenger RNA from Oncorhynchus gorbuscha (pink salmon), 2029 nucleotides. RefSeq names its product nuclear GTPase SLIP-GC-like. Gene Ontology annotation, molecular function: GTPase activity. The transcript has 9 exons. Bases 316 to 1464 code for a protein of 382 amino acids. NCBI's taxonomy places the organism in Eukaryota, Metazoa, Chordata, Actinopteri, Salmoniformes, Salmonidae. The record is from RefSeq and is a predicted model, not a curated record.